AUGGCCGCUGGUGUUGCCUUCAAAUACAGUUGCAGUAGGUACAUAUCAUCACCAGAAUGGGCAAGUCUUCCUCUGCUGCCUGUGUUUUUUAUUCUAGAUAAUUUGUUUGAGCCCAUUGACCAUGUUUCUUUUGCUGCCGUCUGCAAGCAAUGGCGUUCUCUUUCAAAAGACUAUAAUCAAGCAACACAGCGGUGGCGGCAUAACAACCUACUUCCCAUGCUCUUGAUCCCUAAUGAAUAUGAAUGCCAAGGAGGCGGCGGCGGCAAGAAUAGCCGCCUCCUAACGAAAACGAACCACCGAAAAGCAUUAUACAGCAUUGCUGAAGGCAAAAUCUACAACAAUAUUGGAUUGGAAGUGCCUUUUAAAAAGAGGUCUUGUGGCUCUAGCCACGGUUGGUUUGCCACAAUAGAAUUCGUCACAGACCAAGGUCCGAUUAUAGCACUCCGGGACCCUUUCAGAAAUCCGGCAUCGCCUAUUCUUCUCCCUCUCUUGGAUGUCCGACCCACAAAACGAAAUCCGGCAUCGCCUAUUCUUCUCCCUCUCUUGGAUGUCCGACCCACAAAACAAGACAUAUGUUUCUUCGAAUUUUGUAUCAGAAAGGUUAUACUCUCUGCUGACCCUGUUUUGAAUCCAGAUAACUAUAUUGUUGUAGCAGUGUUCCGUAGAUCUAAUAAUAUUUUGGCUUUCAUCCAUAUGAAAAGAGGUCAGAGCCAAAAGGAUUGGAGUUGGAUUAGAACCCCACGUCCGGUCAUGGAUGCUAUAUCUUACAAAAACCAAAUCUACCUAGUUGGAUAUCAGGGAGAUAUUAUGUCAUUAGAUGUUGAUGACCAAGCUUGUUCACGAAUACGAAUAAAGCCACUUACACCUCUGUUCGAAUAUCAGGGAGAUAUUAUGUCAUUAGAUGUUGACUUCCGAACUUGUAGAUCUACAAGAUAUCUUGUAGAAUCAACCAAGGGAGACUUGAUGCAUAUCGAAAGAGUUUGUAAACAAACGCAAGGGGCCUACAAGAAUGUUAUGACUGAAAGCUUUAGGGUUUAUAAGGCGGUGUUCGACGACAAAGACGGAUCUAUUUUACAACAAGUUGAGGUAAAAAGCAUUGGAGAUGAUGUCUUCUUCAUAGGUGACAAUCAUUCAGUCUCUGUUUUGACUUCAGACUUUCAUGGAUGUCAAUCAAAUUCCAUAUAUUACACCCAUGAUUUCUCAUCUUCGUAUUAUAAAAACCAAUACUAUUUGGGAGACAAUUUCCAUGCCGAUAAGCUAUAUGACGAUAUGCCAUGUCGCGAUAUGGGUAUCUUUAAUUUAGAGAGCGGAACCAUCACACAACAUUUCUCCUUAGAUCCUUAUUCUGAUUUGCAGGGGUAUAUACCGCCUGCAGUCUGGGUUGUACCCCAGUUUAAUGGACUCUGCUAG
Prunus mume (Japanese apricot) is the source of this 1410-nucleotide messenger RNA. The record is from RefSeq and is a predicted model, not a curated record. Lineage: Eukaryota; Viridiplantae; Streptophyta; Magnoliopsida; Rosales; Rosaceae.